GAGGGGGUUGGGGAGGCGCCGACGCGGCCGCAGCGGGGCGGGCGUGGGCGUGGACGACGGGCAGCGCCUCUCCGCCUCGGCUGCCUUCCCGGCCGCGUCCUCGGUGGGGCCGGCGCCCAGCGCCCCGGCCGCUUUAAGCCCAGGCCCCGCCCCGGCCCGCGCCCCGCCUCCGCCCCGGCCCGCGCGUCGCCGGAGCCCGGCUGCCGCCAUCAUGAUCUGCCUGGUGCUGACCAUCUUCGCCAACCUCUUCCCGGCAGCAGCCUACACCGGCGUGCACGAGCGCACCUUCCUGGCGGUGAAGCCCGACGGCGUGCAGCGGCGGCUCGUGGGUGAGAUCGUGCGGCGCUUCGAGAGAAAGGGCUUCAAGCUGGUGGCGCUGAAGUUGGUGCAGGCCUCCGAGGAGCUGCUGCGGGAGCACUACGCCGAGCUGCGGGAGCGCCCUUUCUAUGGGCGCCUGGUGAAGUACAUGGGCUCGGGACCAGUGGUGGCCAUGGUGUGGCAGGGUCUAGACGUUGUUCGCGCUUCGCGGGCGCUCAUCGGGGCCACGAACCCGGUCGAUGCCACGCCCGGCACCAUCCGCGGCGAUUUCUGCAUCGAGGAACGUGAUUCACGGCAGCGACUCGGUGGAGAGCGCCCGCCGCGAGAUAGCGCUCUGGUUCCGUGCGGACGAGCUCCUGUGCUGGGAAGACAGCGCCGGGCACUGGCUGUACGAGUAGCUACAGCUCCUCGCCUGGAUCGGGUUGUGGCUGCCUCUGCAUUCUCUGGGCCCCACCCCGGGAGCUCAGAACCCCCUUCCUGCAGCAGGGAUCACAGCAGCCCCCAGCGCGACAGCAGGGCAGGGAGGUGCACACUGCCAGGCAUGGCUGGCGACCGCCUUCCUGCCCCAGAUGAGGCACUCGGACCGGGCUCCAGCCUGCGCCCCAGUUUAUGGCGGGCCUGGGAAGCCAGUGGGGUGCUACUUUGGUCCUUGGCUCUCCCCAGCAUUUCUUUUUAUAAUAAACUGACGGAAACCUGUGCUCAAGUCUCUUGGGCCCAGGUACACAGACAUACGAUGUUAAGACAUUUAUUACAUACAGAGCAGAUACGUAGGUUCAAGUUGCAGGGCCAAAGCCUGAGGAGAAUCAUCACCCAGCCCCUUUCCCCAGCUGUACCCACCCGGCUCCCCCCAGUCCCUCCCUGGCCCUGUGAGAACGGACAGGGGACGCGACACACUUCACAGUGGACAGUGGCAGGGCGGUGAGGAGAAUCCUGUGGCUGCAAGGAGCUGCAGCGGUGGCCAGCUGGGCUUGUGGGACG
Molecule: messenger RNA, 1296 nt
Organism: Sus scrofa (pig)
Lineage: Eukaryota; Metazoa; Chordata; Mammalia; Artiodactyla; Suidae
Gene: NME3
Product: NME/NM23 nucleoside diphosphate kinase 3
Biological process (GO): GTP biosynthetic process; UTP biosynthetic process; CTP biosynthetic process
Molecular function (GO): nucleoside diphosphate kinase activity
Source: RefSeq, a predicted model, not a curated record